Pseudogymnoascus destructans is the source of this 2562-nucleotide messenger RNA. RefSeq lists its product as uncharacterized. Lineage: Eukaryota; Fungi; Ascomycota; Leotiomycetes; Thelebolales; Thelebolaceae. The transcript has 5 exons. Bases 278 to 1420 code for a protein of 380 amino acids. The record is from RefSeq and is a predicted model, not a curated record.
GGUUAUAGUAAUAUAACCUAAUGUCGGAUACUAAAGAGCUAGAGUUGAUUGCUCUUACUGUUUGUGCAGCAGCCUUACUUGUUCGACGUCAUCGCUAGCGCCGAUAUUACUUGUGGCUUAUACAGUCUUUACACAUAACUUAAUGCCUAUAAGCCUAGAAGGUAUGAACCUAGCCACACCGUCGUUGUGGGAGUGAUAGGUACAGAGGAGUAGAGUGUCGUGUUGAAAGACGUGACGGUUGUAUGGGGGAGAUGGGGGCUACACAUAUAUAUAGACGAUGGGAGGGGAGCUCGAAGUGCCAGAAGGGUGGCUGCCAUGGCUACUUCGACGCCUUCAAAAUCAUGUCGAACGUCGUCAACCAAAGCCGAAGACUCAACGCCCAGCUGGAUACUACCAAAGACUUAAAAACAAGCAUGAUGACCUAAAUACUGUUAUCAAACGAAAGUAUGCCCUUGAGACUGAAUGCAAUCUUGACGUGAUUAGAGGCAAGUUUAUAAGGUUCUGUCAUGAUGAGCAUUUGGGGGACUGGCGUUCUGCGAUCAAGAACUGCUCUAGAGGGACCAUGAUAUCAUUCACCCAGCAUAUGUACGAUAAAGGCCGGGUGAGGAAGAGGGCUGCGAUGACACAAUACAGAGCACAGUUUGGAAUGCUAUACAACAAAGAGAAUGGCCGUCUAGUGGAUACUAAUGAUAGAAAGGAAGUCCUAAAAUACGUAGACACGCUGCCGCCGGAUAGGACUGUCAAGUCGAAGCCUGUCUUAGGGGUGGACGACCUCCUACUUUUGCUCAACUGCCACUGGGCCUGUGACAAAUCUGUAUAUCCUACAGAGCGGUACCGAGUUCAGUUUGCGUUGAUACUACUCCUCCUCUUCAGCACAGGGUGUCAGCCUGCAGAGCUAGUCGAUGCUAAAAGGAAACAAAGAGAUAAUCCCAGUUCUGACGACGACAAUCCCAGCUCUAACGACGAUAACCCCGAAGCUGACGUUGAUAUGGGCGGAGUAGAAGGAGACAUUAGACUCUAUGAUGCGCUCUGCUAUGAGGAUGUCCGCCUACUGGUCGUGCACGAUCCCAACAAUAGCGUGCGAGAUGUGCUCGCUAUGGAGGUUAAACUGUCUCAUCACAAAGGUCACAAUAAUCGACCAAAGCCAACGAUAUUUUUCUUUACCGAAGUCGACGACCCCAUUUUUUGUGCCAUCACGCACUUCGUAACCCUUGCACUCGCAGAUAACGCAUUCGACGCACCAAGCCUAACUACUCCUCGACGUAUCUUCGAGGAGAGGGUACAUGGUCCAGUCAAUUGUACAGAGCUCCACUGGAAGGAGGAAAAGCUCAAGACACCAAUAUUCCGCCGAUAUGGUUCCAAGGCGGCCCUUCCAUACAAUCAGCUUCGUGAUCCCCUCGACCGUCUUGGUAAGAUAUGAGGCAUCAAGGAGAAGCUAACUAGCUACUGCUUUCGACGUGGGACAGCCAAUGUCGUUGAUCAUGCUGCUACUGAUGCUGUUCGGGACCAGGUGAUGCGACACAAUGCAAACUCUGCUCUCCAUAAGGGACACUACGCCAAUGAGAAAGUGCGGUUUGAUGUUCAGUCUGCUGGCCUCGGGCGUCCCUCUGUAGAUGGCGUCCUUCGCAUGCUGAUGCAUAUGAGCCUCAUGUGCGACCCUCGCGCACCAGUUCACGUCCCUGACGAGUACCUAGCUGUGCUUUCCCCCGAUCCUGUUAUCACCGCACUUGAGCAGGAGCGAGAGCAACUGAAAGCUGGAGCGUACAGAAUUCAGGGGACGAGCAUCGAGGCAGAAGUUCGGCGACUUACUGCUGCGAUCGGUAGUGCUAGGACUAAGCGUCGAAACAUUAUCUCUCAGGAAUUCCAGGAUGAAUAUUUCCGCCGCCGCCCAACGGAAGACAUUGAGAGGCAUAACAAUGGGCAGCUCGAGGAAGAGUACAUCGAGCCAGUGGUUAAGCAUCAGAUCCCACAGAGGACGCAGUUAGUCGAUCUCAUCUGUCCUCGCGUCACAGAUAUCACACUGCAGAAUGCUGUCAAGCGUCGCAUUCAGGUCGCUGAACUCAUGUUGGCUCUCUGCAAAUGCCGUGAGGUUCCCUCACGAUACCGUCUUAGCGUCGGCAUUCCUCCACCAAGUAUCUUCAAAGAAGAGUCCCCUGAGCUCGGGCCCCUUGAUCCCAUUUUCCCCCUUAAAUUAAGCAAGAAGCAGUGUCCAUUCUGCAUCGGGGAUGAAUCGAAGAGCUACGAACAGAGGAUAGGCGAAUUUUGCCGCCCUGCGACGAUGAUGAAUCACGUUGAAAACAUUCACCUUAAAGGACGAGAUCCGAAGGCUAAGAUAGAGUGUUUUCACCCAACAUGCAAGUCGCAAGGACUUGUUCUCGAAAAGUUGGAGUAUUUCAAAAGUCACGUGGAGUUGGUUAUAAGAUUACACUUCGAAGAUGAUGAAAGCUGCUCUUGAGCCGCCUAGGUUAGGCGUGGCAGGGUCGUGGCUUAGCAACGGAAUUCUACGGCGGUCAAAGCAUGAUAUAGAAUUAGAAGUAAAAAGUGGCAUGGUGCUUUAGUUUU